AUGGAAUUUAUUCUAUUUAGUUUAUCACGCUGUACAGAGACAAAUGGAAUCUUUAAAAAAGUUUUCAAUGAUAAAAUUGUUGUUAUAGAUGCAAGCGGAUCUUCUAAACAGUUUAUAAAUGGAAGCAUACAAUUAACAAAACCAGAAAACGCCAUUUAUCCAUUUGAUAAGGACUAUGAUUGGUGUUCAAAUUGCGCUUCGAAUUAUGAUGAUCACCCAUUCAUUACAUUUUCACUAUUAAAGAAAAGAUUUUAUUUCAAUUUGUAUUACCUUAAAGCUGGUUGCUGCCAUGAUGAGUGCUGCUGUGAAGAUGCACUUUACUGUGUCCAAUGCUGCUUAUUCAGCUGGUCACUCCAAAUUUCGGCUGAUAAUAAGACCUGGACGGAUGUACAUAAGAUUGAACGAGACUACAAAAUGAGGAGAUGCAAUGAAAAAACAUACACACUCGAUAAAUCCUAUUCCGCCAAAUUUAUUCGUUUAAUUCAAAAUGAGCCUUGUCCUGGCGAUCCACCAUGCAUAGCUCUGAACAAAAUGGAAAUAUUUGGGGAAAUUUCAAAUGAAGAUGGAUCUGAAAUUCAAGAAGAUUUUGUUUCAUACCAUGAUGACGACGAUGACGUUAGUAUCAUCGGCCAUAUUUCAAAAAACGGAAAAGUUAUAGUUAAUUAA
This is a messenger RNA of Trichomonas vaginalis G3, 666 nucleotides long. RefSeq names its product galactose-binding domain-like family. Bases 1 to 666 code for a protein of 221 amino acids. The record is from RefSeq and is a predicted model, not a curated record. NCBI's taxonomy places the organism in Eukaryota, Parabasalia, Trichomonadida, Trichomonadidae. The transcript has a single exon.